UUUCCAUCACCCCCUUCCUCUUCCCUCUUUCUCAGAUGUCAAGUUCCCCCCAAAAAAAACACUACUUCUUCUACGGCCAUCGCCGACCCUCCCAAAACCGUCCGAUCGUCCAUGGCGGCCUCUUCACCAAUCGCAAAGCCCUCCCAUCCAAUCCUCACCGUCCAUCUCCUCCCCCAAUCUCCACCGUCGAUUUCCGCCAUUGGGACUCAUCCUCCUCCUCCCUUCAAUAUCCACCGUCCAUUCCCUCCCCUUCCACUCCCUUCCCUUCUCGCCGCCUCUCCCCUCUCGCCCGCUUCAUCUCCGACCUCCUUCGCCGCCACCGCCACUGGUCCCCGGCCCUCCUCUCCGAGCUCUCCAAGCUCCGCCGCGUCUCCCCCGACCUCGUCGCCGAGGUUCUCCGCUCCGAUCUCAAUCCCAAUCCCUCCCUCUCCACCCGCUUCUUCCACUGGGCCUCUCGCCAGAAGGGCUUCCACCACUCCUACUCCUCCUUCAACGCCUUUGCCCAUUCGCUUUACCGCUCCGGCCAUCCCCGCGCCGCCGAUCGCGUCCCUGAUCUCAUGCUCGCCCUCGGCAAACCGCCCUCCGAGACCCAGCUUGAACUUCUUGUUCGUCUCCACUCCCAAUCCCGCCGCGGCCUCCGCCUCUUCCACGUCUACAAGCGCAUGACCUCCAUCUUCAAUAUCAAGCCCCGGGUCUUCCUCUACAACCGCAUCCUCGACUCCCUCAUCCGCACCAACCACCUCGAUCUCGCCCUUUCCGUUUACGAUGACAUGAUCCGCAACGACGUUAAGGAAGAGCCCAUUACCUUCACCAUCCUCGCUAAAGGGCUCUGCAAGGCUGGCCGGAUCGAUGCUGCUUUGGAUCUCUUGGAGAAGAUGAGGCGAGACGUGUGCAAGCCUGACGUCUUCGCUUAUACGGCCAUGGUCAAGGUCUUGGCGGCGGAGGGGAACGUGGAUGGAUGCUUGGAGGUUUGGAACCAGAUGAAGAUGGAUGGCGUGCAGCCGGAUGUGAUGGCCUAUGCUACAUUGAUCUCCGGGCUCUGCAAGGUCGGGAGGGUGGAAAAGGGGAUGGAGUUGUUCCGAGACAUGAAGAGCAAGGGCUUGUUGAUUGAUCGAGCUGUGUAUGGAGCUCUCAUUGAGGGGUUUGUGGCUGAAGGGAAGGUUGGCAAUGGCUGCGAGCUUUUCAAGGAGAUGAUUGAUGAUGGCUACCGAGCUGAUCUAAUGCACUACAACUGUUUGAUCAAUGGUCUCUGUGAGGUUGGUAAGGGUGAUAAAGCUUAUAAGCUCUUUCAGUUUGCGAUGCAGGAGGAGCUUGUGCCAAGCUUUGAGACUAUGACUCCAUUGCUCGCUUGCUAUGUGGAUGCAGAUGAGAGGGAUAGGUUUUUUCAGUUGGUCGAUAGCAUCAGUGAGCUUGGUUUGUCGGUAAUGGAUCAUUUGAGCCAUUUCUUCAGGUUCUUUGUAGGGAAGGGAGGGAGGGAGUUGAAGGCAUUGCAGGCGUUUGAGUUGUUGAAGCAGAGAAGUUAUACUAGUGUUGAGAUGUACAACAUUCUUAUCCAAUCUCUCUAUAAGAUCAAGGAUUAUAAGUGGGCAUUGUCCCUUUUUGAGGAGAUGAAGGGAUCAAAGGAAUUUCAGCCUGAUUCUGCUACUUAUGAUAUUAUGAUUCAGUGUUUUGUGGAUGAUGGAGAUGUUCGAGAGGGAGCAUGUUCUUGUUAUAAUAAGAUGACGGAGAUGUCCUCAACACCGAGUGUUGCUGCUUAUGUGUGUCUGGUGAAGGGGCUUUGCAAGAUUUGGGAGAUUAAUGCUGCAAUUACAGUUGUUAAGGAUUGCUUGGGCAAUGUUGAAAAUGGGCCAUUGGAAUUCAAGUGCACUUUGACAGUUAUCAAUGCUUGUCGAACUGGGGAUCCACAGAAGGUGAUAGAAAUCUUGGAUGAGAUGAUCGGAGAAGGUGUUUUGUUGGAGGAAAUUAUAUAUUGUGCGAUCAUCCAUGGGUUCUGUAAGCAUGCAAGCACAGCAGAAGCUAAAAAAGUCUUUGAAGUUCUGAGAGAUCGCAAUCUUCUCACAGAGGCUAAUUUCAUUGUGUAUGAGGAGUUAUUGGAUGAACAUUUGAAGAAAGUGACUGCAGGAUUGAUUAUGUCUGGAUUGAAGUUUUUCGGUUUGGAGUCCAAAUUGAAAUUGACAAGCGGUUCAGAUUGACAAUGCUGAAGAAGGUUUACAAACCCAUCAAUUUUGAGUUGGUUUUAAAGCUUCCUGUGUUUUUUAGGGUGAUUUGAAUGUGUGGAACUGCAAACCCCACCACAAAGACCUUCCCUUCAUCAGCAAUCUGCUCUCGUCCUCUUCUCUGCCUUCUUAGUCAAGAACAGGCAUAGCGCCAGGAUGAUACAUCAGGCACCUACUUUGGAUAGCUAAAUGAAGUGAUGGUGUUUGCCUUUCAUAAACCUCUACGCUUUGAAAUUUUUUGGUUUUGAGUCCAACUCGAAAUCACAAGCAAUUCAAAUUGACUGCCUUUGUUCCAUCAUGGUUCAUCUCAAUCAAUGCUGAGGGCCAGCUUAACUAUCUCCUUGGUGUCCACAAUGAUGAGCAGACCAUGGCAACCUCAGUUGAAGAUGAGGAGGCUGUGCCCAAUUAGUGCCUAUUCUAUAUUGAGGAAUUGAAGCAGUUUUGGAGGCUAUGGUUUGAUUGCAAAGUAUUCAAUUGCGAGAGCAGCAGGUAGGUUUUAUGGGGCAAAGAGAAUGUGGACUGACCCUGAUGAGGAUGUGGGAGCUGACAGAACAUAUGUUUGGAAGCAAGCCAAGGAGUUUGUUCUGGAUAACAGUGACAUUGGUGAUGAUUGGCCACUCUGUUGUCACUCUACCAGUUUAGUGCUUGGAGUGGAGUUGCCAAGAUACAAAGCAUGCCUCAUGCAUGUGUAAAGUUGCCACCUUGAAAGGUCACGCAGAGCUUGCCACUGAUGUGGCAUUCUCUCCCAUGGGUAACAGUUCAGCGACCACAUUGGCUGAUGGGACUGCAAAACUACAGAAUGCUGUGGAUCCCUUUUGACAUCCUUAAAUGCUCACCUGGAUCUUCUUGCAUGUUGUGUUUCAUCCAUCUGGAAAAUAUUUGGGAACUGCUAGUUUUGACAGGACUUGGAAACUAGGAUAUUAAUACUGGCCCUGAAUUUCUACUUUAUCCAUAACAGAAGUGUUUAUGGGAUCAGUUUCCACGAUGAUGGAUCUUUAGCUACAUCAUGUGGUCUUUUUCGAGCUGGAAUGAGCAUUCUUACGUUUGAAGGUCAUGUUAAAACUGUAAUCAAUAUCAGCUUUUCUCCUGAUGGCUAAACAUUUACCACUGGCACCGCAGAUAACAUAUGCCGAGCCUGUUAUACCAACACAUUGUCCUUUUAUUCACAAGUGAAGUUUGAACCCAGGAAGGAUUUGGUCUUUGCAUGAUGUGAAAGCCUUUCAAUACUUUGGCUGGUCACAAGGCAAAAGUCACAGGCUGGGCAUUUCUCUAGGUAGGAGAACACUAGCAAUCUUUUUGAUAUCUCUUAAAUUACAAUACAUUGAAAAUAUGUGUGAAUGCCAUGCUAUUCAACCGGUAUGCAUUAUUCUCUCUUUUUUUAAAAAAAUCUAAAACGUCUCCAAAAGAAAAAAAUAUCAGUUUCGAAGGAGUUCUCAGAACUUUAAAAGUGUAAUCUAUUCAACCUAUAUACAAUAUAUUGAUUGAGCUACCUUCAAUUUGUUGACGGAAUCAUUUAGAGCGUGAAUGG
Messenger RNA from Dioscorea cayenensis subsp. rotundata (Guinea yam), 3744 nucleotides. RefSeq names its product pentatricopeptide repeat-containing protein At4g20740. Gene Ontology annotation, molecular function: protein binding. The coding region runs from base 36 to 2192 and encodes 718 amino acids. Lineage: Eukaryota; Viridiplantae; Streptophyta; Magnoliopsida; Dioscoreales; Dioscoreaceae. The record is from RefSeq and is a predicted model, not a curated record. The transcript is spliced from 4 exons.